Molecule: messenger RNA, 2301 nt
Organism: Oncorhynchus nerka (sockeye salmon)
Lineage: Eukaryota; Metazoa; Chordata; Actinopteri; Salmoniformes; Salmonidae
Exons: 9
Coding region: 222-1052 (276 amino acids)
Cellular component (GO): nucleus
Source: RefSeq, a predicted model, not a curated record
CCUGUUGCACAAAAGUAGAAUUAAGACAUCCGGGAUAAAUGACUCAGCUGAGCUCAAUGAAGCCAAAACAUGUGCGUCCAGGCUUAAUUGGUUGCACAAAGACCAAGCCAGGAUGAGCAGACACGGAUUCAUUAAGCCAGGUGAAACCAAUCCUGGAUAGGUGCGCGCUCACGGCUCACUCAAAUAGACCCUGCCACAGAUCACAGAUUAACUGAUUUACCAUGGCAACUAGAGCCGCGUACUUUUCCCCGUCGGAAGCACAAAUCCUCAUGGAGGCAUACGAGGAGGUAAAAGAUAUAAUUAAGAAGAAAGGCAACACCGCCACAGUGAUAAAGCAAAGAGAAAAAGCGUGGCAAAGUAUUGCAGACCGCCUGAAUGCAUUAAACAUGAACGGGCCAAAACGGACAUGGCAGCAGGUCAAAAUCAAAUACAAGAACAUUCUGCAGAAUGCAGUGAAAAAGAAUACCCACAGACAAGGCACGGGUGGUGGGUCACCAAAGGCUGACCUUACCCCAGCAGAGGACAUGGCCUUGGAGCUAAAUAAAGGCAGGCCCGUCUUAGAGGGGAUCCCUGGGGGGAAAGAGACGAGCAUAGGUUCCUCCCAAGAUGCCACCCGCUUCAUUCAAGUGCCUGGCAGCACUGUGUUCCUGUUAGAGCCACCAGCACAAGCACCAGACGAUGCUGAUCCAGGUGAAGGCCCCAGUGCAGCAGCAACAGCACAUGAUGGAGACGAUGAUGAUGAUGAGGAGGAGACCAUCUCUCUGGAUUCCAGAAGGCAUGAGGACCCAGAUGCUAUACAGUGGGAAAACCAGCCUGGCAACAUAAGCUCACAAGUUAUCAGAAAGUUGUAUGGCAACCACCUCCGGCGCCAAAUAGAACUGGCAGACAUAGACAUUCAGUACAAGAAGAAAAAGAUGGAAAAUCUUGCACUGGAGUCCGAAAUAAAAAAGAGGACAAUUAGGAAACUGGACCUUGAAAUAAAAAAACUUGAGAGGGAGGUGAGAUAUGCCUUCAAUGUACACUGUAUGCUAACUGUAACACAAAUGUAUUAAUCAUUAUUUUUCUUUCCUCCCCCAGCUCCAAGAAGAUGACACAGCUCAAAAUAAAAAUUAGGUAUAUUCUCGUCAAGUGAGCCAUGACAUAUGAGCUCUUAUUGUGAGCACACAGGACGGUGGCAUCUUUCUAAGUUUUUUUUUUUAUUUUCCCAGCAAUCAGUACAACCAAGUCAUCGUUAUAAGGCAUCGCCCUCUUUGCCCACCCCCCAGCACCAGGUGUGGCCACUAGCCUAUAUGAAGGCCCAAAAUUGUGUGUUCCUUUCUGCUCUGACAAUGGCAUGCCCAUUCGUGCGAGAUGUGGUGGAUGAAGAAGCACUUGUGCUGAGGAGAGCCUUCAGGCGAGAAAGGGUCUUCAGGGACCGGUUGGACCCACUGGCCUUCCCUGAUGACCAUCUAUAUGAAAGAUACAGGUUUUCUGCAGAUGGCAUCAGGUAUCUAUGCAGACUACUGGGUCCCAGGAUUAAGCACCGCACUGCACGGAGCCAUGCACUGAGUGUGGAGCAAAUGGUUUGUGUGGCCUUGCGCUUUUUUGCUAGUGGAGCCUUCCUGUACUCAGUGGGGAUGCAGAACAGCUGAACAAGGCCACAAUUUGCCGCACAAUAAGGAGUGUGUGUCUGGCUAUCAAAGCAUUAGCAGAUGUCUUCAUCUCCUUCCCUGGCCACAGAAGACUCUGUGACAUCAAAGAGGAGUUCUAUAGGAUUGCAGAUGGUCUGCAAUGCUGACUGUGUGAUCAGCAAUGUUGUGGCAAAAUGGCCUGGCUCAGUCCAUGACUCCAGAAUCUUUCGGGCCUCUGAAAUCUAUCAGUGCCUAUCACAAGGUGAAUUCUCUGGUGUGUUGCUGGGAGACAGGGGGUAUGGCUGCCAGCCUUUUCUCCUGACACCUUUCACAGACCCCCAGGAAGCACAGCAGGCCUACAACCAUGCCCAUGCCAGGACCAGGGCCAGAGUUGAAAUGACCUUUGGCCUCCUGAAGGCACGCUUUCACUGCCUUCACAAAUUAAGGGUCAGCCCUGUUAGGGCAUGUGAUAUUACUGUGGCUUGUGCUGUCCUCCACAAUGUGGCCUGCCUGAGGAAGGAGAGGGCCCCCAGAGUGCCACCAGCCAUGGACUGGGACAAUCCGGCAAUCUUCCCUGAUGACGACAGUGGUCGGCUGCUGAGGGACCAAUAUGUGUUGAAUUAUUUUAGUUAGUAUGUGUGCUUUCAAUUUUGGUUAAAUAUGUCCUGCGGUGGCAGAGGAAUUUGGGUUU